Messenger RNA from Paramisgurnus dabryanus, 3148 nucleotides. It is a transcript of the gene pip4p2, whose product is annotated as phosphatidylinositol-4,5-bisphosphate 4-phosphatase 2. Gene Ontology annotation, cellular component: plasma membrane; late endosome membrane; phagocytic vesicle membrane. The record is from RefSeq and is a predicted model, not a curated record. Gene Ontology annotation, molecular function: phosphatidylinositol-4,5-bisphosphate 4-phosphatase activity. Gene Ontology annotation, biological process: phosphatidylinositol dephosphorylation. NCBI's taxonomy places the organism in Eukaryota, Metazoa, Chordata, Actinopteri, Cypriniformes, Cobitidae.
CGAAAAACUGAUUUUCAACAUGAUGUGAGUGAUCAGAGAGAAACUGAGCAUUUUAUUAACCAUUGCGUACUGUACGUGAUUUAUGACAGCUGACCUGACGUCAUGGCUCGGGAUGUAUAUUUGGACGGAAACUGCGAGAGCAGCGGACGGAGACCACCAUUCCUCCCUGCUGUUGUUGUUUUUUCCGGCUGUCGGCCGUCGUGCUGAUAUAAUGGCUUCCGACGGUAUGGAUGAACGAUCCCCGCUGCUGUCAGCGCCGAACUCGGGGAAUGUCACGCCCACAGUUCCGCCGUACCUGCAGGACUCAAGCCCGAGAGCUGAAUUACCUCCACCCUACACGGCCAUCGCCAGUCCAGAUGCUGGAGGAGUUCCUGUCAUUAACUGUCGAGUCUGCCAGGCUCUUAUAAAUCUAGAUGGGAAGCUCCAUCAGCACGUGGUGAAGUGCACCGUCUGCAAUGAGGCAACGCCUAUUAAAAAUCCACCUACAGGAAAGAAGUAUGUUAGAUGUCCUUGCAACUGCUUGCUAAUCUGUAAAGACACCUCUAGGAGGAUAGGAUGCCCCCGACCCAACUGCAGACGCAUCAUCAACCUGAGUCCUGUGAUGGUGAUUCCAGAAGAGCAGCCGGCUCAACCAGCUUUACCUGUCCAGCCUGAGGGCAUGCGUGUGGUCUGUGGCCACUGCGGAAACACAUUCCUGGGCAGUGAUGAUGACUCGAUUCAGCCUGCCUCAGGUCUGGCUAAUGGUGGCGUCUCUGCUGUCGUCAAGUGGAUGGAGCUCCGAUUUAAUACAUUGGCCAAGUGCCCACACUGCAAAAAAAUAUCUUCUGUAGGAAGUGCCCUACCCAGAAGGCGCUGCUGUGCCUACAUUACAGUAGGAAUGAUCUGCAUUUUCAUCGGUAUAGGUUUAACAGUGGGCACUCAGGACUUCGCUAGGCGCUAUCAUGCUACUUACGUGUCCUGGGCCUUUGCAUAUCUACUGGGUCUUAUCGCUCUGGUGCGGGCCUGCUACUGGGGAGCUAUUAAAGUCAGUUAUCCAGAGAACACCUUUGCAUAGACAAAACCUCAUCCAUCCUUUAAACAGUCCUUAUAGUAUUUAAUUUAUCCUGAUUUUACCAGGUUAACAUAGUAACAUGUUCACUCCUGUUACAAAAGCUGGAACUUCAGGAUCCAGAGGGUACCGGCUAACCUCUCUCUUUCAGAUUGAGAUUGAGAUUGAGAUGGGAUAUUUUUUGAAAUAAUUUAAAGGGUUAGUUCACUGAAAAAUGAAAACUUGCUGUAAUUUUUUAUCGUUAUGUAGGUGACAUAUAUGGAUCUAGGUAUUUCACAAAAUACAAGUCCACAGGUUACAUGUCUUUAAAAGUCAAAAAAGCAUGAAAAGCAAAAAAGAUAUCUGCAGCUCCUGCCAAUAUAUUGCGGUUUUACACUGCAAAAAAUUUAUUUUCAAGAAAAAAUUCUUAGUGUUUUUGUCUUGUUUUCAGUAAAAAUAUCUAUAAAUUCUUAAAUUAAGAUGUUUUUUCUUGAUGAGCAAAACGACCCAAGAAAAUAAGUCUAGUUUUAAGACAAAAAAUAUCAGCUUUUAAGUGAUUUUGUGAAUAAAACAAGCAAAAUAUUCUGACAAUGGGGUAAGCAAAAAAAUCUAGAAAUCUAAAAAUUUAAAAUCUAACACAAUUUUUUGAAAAAUUUGCUUACCCCAUUGGCAGAUUUUUUUGCUUUUUUUUUCAAGAAAAAGCAUCUUAAUUAAAGACUUUUUUGAUAUUUUUAUUAAAAACAAGACAAAAAUAUAAAGAAAAUAUUUUCUUGAAAAUCAUUUUUUGCCGUGUACCCUGCAAAAAAAAUAUUUAUUACCUAGUAUUUUUGUCUUGUUUUCAGUACAAAUAUCUAAAAAAAUCUUAAAUCAAGAUGUAUUUUCUUGAUAAACAAAAUGACCUAGGAAAAUAAGUCUAGUUUUUGACAAAACAUUUAUGUGAAUCUUGAAACUUCUUGGAACUUUUUUUUAAACACUUAAUUCAUGGAAAAUUUUCUUACAUUAUUGGCCUUUUUUUGCUUGUUUUGAGCAAAAAUUCACUUACAUUGUAUAUUUUUUUGUCAAAAAACUACACUUAUUUUCCUAGAUCAUUUUGCUCAAUUAAAUAAUUAAUUUAAGAAUUUUUUGAUAUUUGUACUGAAAACAAGACAAAAAUACGUUAAGUAAGAAAGUUUUUUUUUUUUUUGCAGUGUAUGAAGCUAAACUAUUGAUCUGUGCAAAAAAAAAGUUAUUUACAAAAUUACUGCCGGUAAACUUUUAUUACUCUAUGAACUAAUCCUUCAAACUCGCAAGAUGAUUAGAGAUAUUAAAGUGAUUCUGAAGUUUUAUAAAUGAUGUGAAUAAUCCAGACUUGAUAUUCCCGGUUGACAUCAUACUCCUUUCAAGUACUGCAUUUUGUUAACAAGUUGACCAAAACCGUUGAUCGAACAAUUUGCCCAUUGCACUAUGAUUUUAUGCAAUUAUUCUGUUUUGUUGCUGCUAGUUGUUAAAGCUGUAUUGAGAUUUUAAGAAACCUGCCAGCACCUACCGUCUGUCGUUUGCAAUGUUCAGACAUAUAUUUAACUCUUCAUGCAACCCUGUGCCAACAUAUUCCGUCUGGGAAUUCCCUUUGAUGAAAUUCAGCAGUGUUUUUAAAUCCCAUGGCUUCUCAAACUCACUGUGAGCAAUAAUCAUACAGUUUUGUGGCUUUGAAAACAAACAAGCAUGGAUACUGUACCUCUUAGUUGCACUCAUUGAUCGGUAAUAAUGACGGAUUUGCUGUAUGGGAAAUUUUAUGUGCAUGAUUUUAAUUUGAUUCUUUUGUACGGUGUUUUAUUAGUCUGUUACAGAAGGACACAGUAAACGUGUCACAUCGUGUGUCUACAGCUCCUUCCUUUGUGUCGAAUGUAAAUGCCCUAAUGCUAACUGCCUAACUCAAAAACUCUGCCUAAUUAAAAACCUUGCUAUUAUUGCUGUAGCUUACAGUACAUUUACAGUAGUUCUGUAUUUUGUCAAUACGAUGGAGAUAACUGUACUAUUUAAACUGGUUCUGAAUGUGACUCGGCACACAAUGUCUGUAGUUGGAAUAUGGCUUGGGUCUUUUUAAACAAUAAUUUCUCAAUAAAAUGAAAAAAAGUCCUGCUU